This is a messenger RNA of Pararge aegeria (speckled wood butterfly), 2837 nucleotides long. RefSeq lists its product as uncharacterized. The transcript is spliced from 7 exons. The record is from RefSeq and is a predicted model, not a curated record. Lineage: Eukaryota; Metazoa; Arthropoda; Insecta; Lepidoptera; Nymphalidae. The coding region runs from base 130 to 1125 and encodes 331 amino acids.
AUCCGCGCCCGCCUCGCUCGCACGCGUCCAGCGCCUCGCCGCCGCAGCCGGAUUAUCAAAACGAAACGGGAGUUAGUUAAGUAGACAGACAGACGCGAGAACUUCAAGGCCACACACCACACAAUCAGCAUGAAGAGUGCGGUGUACUUCCUAGCGCUCCUCGCAGCAGCGUGCGCCGCGCCGGCGGCUCAGCCCGAGCCGGCGGCCCAGCCCAGCCCCGCCGACGACAACACGCCCGAGAUCAUCGAGAUCAUCGCGCCCGCCGGAAGCGCGCAGGAGACGCUCUCAACGUUGAACCUGGGCGCACCCGGCUCCGAGCUCAGCGAGCGCAACAAGCGUACCAUCGGCAUCCUGCGACAGCUGUUCCCCACGCUCACGCAGAUAAUCGAACAGAAGGUACAGGAGAUCACCAGCCAGGUGCUGAAGGUGUUCGGGCCGAUCUUCCUGCGCGUCUUCUUAGGGAACAACAACAACGGUGGCCGCAGCAACAGCGGCACGGUGGAGCUGGACGACGACGACGACGACGACGACGAUGAGGACGAGGUGUCGUCGUCGUCGAGUACGACGACGGAGCCGCCCGAGAGGCGCAAGCGAGCGCUGUUCUUCUUGCCGAACGCAGUGGCCGACGAGAACCAGCUGCUGUCCGGGGCGGAAUCCCAGCAGGCCGAGGUUCGCGUGGCGUUCGGCGACGCCCAGGCACCCAGCGACAAUCAGGCGGCCAGCGACGACCAGGAAACCGCGGCGCAAACCAACAACGCGGCCAUCGAUGAAAUCACGCUGGACGACGCUGAUGACAGCGAAGAGAACAGGAAUAAGAGAUUCCUUGGUGGCAGCACGUCUUCUUCCGGCGGUGGAUCAGGAAACUUCCUAUUCGACGUGGUCAGACUGAUUGCGGGCUCAUCAUCGGGCUCCUCAUCCGGCGACGCCGCUGCGGCCGAGGGUGAGGACGCCGGCGGCCCCAAGGGAGACAACCUCACGGAGGGUGUCCCCGGCCCCAUCACGCGCCUCUUCAUCAUCGCCAACCGCGGUAUCGCCAACCUCAUCCAAGACCUCAUCCUACGUAUCGCGCAGACCUCCGAGAGGAUAGUCAACUUCAAGGCGCGACUCAUCACCUCUAUCAUCUAGAGAGUGGGCGUUUAGAAUAAUAUCGAGAGGCUUCGGUCGUAGCGAACUCGGAACGCGACUCGGAUCGGGGCGUGUGAAGCUAGCUUAACAAAUUCAUUUUACAUUAAAUAUUUACAAAAACGACUUCAAAAACACAUAUUUGAUCUUAGUAGGUUUAGGUUUAAAGGAAACAUAGGAAACUUAAUUUUCUAUAAUAAAUUAUGUCUUGUUUUCGAUGUCCCAUUAUUUCUUUAUACUACUGAAUCGAUUUAGAUCAAAUUUAAUUGGGACCGAAACGAGAACGUUAAUAUAUAAAAUAUAGAUUUAUACUCUAAAAAAUUAAAAAUGUCUAAUCGACUACUAAAAGUUGUUGAAGUCUGUUUUAAGUUACAAAUACAACCCUGUCCGUGUCCCGAUCCGACCGUCGCAGGAUCGACCGCAGAGUGUUACCGCGGCGAACACUCCCGCUACUUGACUGAGCAUGAAAAUAUAAACCUGUUAGCUCGGGAGCUUUCCUUCGGUAUGAUAGUAUCGACUGAAAGAUAAUCGUAACUUCGAAGAGCCGCAUAAUAUCCUACUAUAUCGGGUACACAUGAGACAUAAAUGUCGCUACAGUAUCGCUUCAGAGCCCUGACUAUCCUCAUUGAAGUUGUACCUAAGGGAGAAAUACAAUUUAAAAAGUCAAACGUCACACCUGUGUCAAGUUUGGCAUCAUAAAUUGCAGUUGCGAUAGUAGGUACCCAUUCGGUUAAGUGAUUCAUAACAUAGAUUUUGUAUUUUAACAUACUUAUUAGUAACUUUUUACUAGCUCACAUCGCGAUAAGUAUGUCUCAUGACAGAUACUUAACAUAAAAAUAUAUUUUAUUUAUUACACUUAUAUAAUAUUGUAUACACAAUACUAUUUAUUUUUUAUACUUUUACACUAUCUAACAGAAAUUUACAUUUUAUACUCUCUAUUUUUAUAUAACUGCUUUGUACUAUUCUAUAACGGAAUAUCUUCAUCCCUCGGGGUAUGCCCAAGAGAACCGAUAGCGGAAAUGUUUAGUUUAAUCGAGGUAGAGGGUAGGCUAUUGAUAGUUAAUUGAUAAUAAUUAAUUGUAUUUCAACCGCUCGAUGGGAGCAAAGCAAACUGACCUGUAUUUAUUUAUGAGGCUCGGCUCCCACUCUAGCGGUGAUUGGCUUCUAUACCAAUAAAAAUUGUAUCUAAAGCGAUUUACACAUGCCCAUUUUUUGCCAAACCGAUUGAUAGACAAUACUACGACUAACAGUAAUUCCUCAUUUUCACAUUCCUUGGACAGUCCAUACUUUUGUUGAUCAGGCAAAUCGGAGUGUGUAUAUCGCGUUUAAGUAGAGUCGCGCCGCAGUCGGUUCUCCGGUGCCGUGCUAGUGAUGUGCUAGUGAUGGACCGCUAGUGACGUGCCGCUAGUGAUGUACGCUGUGAUUUUUGUGUGCACUUAAGUAGAGAGUGCGCCGCGGGCCGCAUCUCGACAACUAGUGAUAGAGUGUAGUGAUAUGAGACGGCAGCGCCGCCUUGCUCAAGCUUUUUUAUAAUGUGACAAUCUCAAUUCGUUUUUACGUUUGUAAAUAUGUAUUAUAGCGGAAUGUAUGUAAAAUAAAUGAUUAGUAAAUAGUUAUUAUUGUUUUGGUUUGUAAAAUAAAAGGAAAACUGUUAAUAAAUAAAAACAUUAACUUGAUAAAAAAGCGCUUCUGAUUGAAGUUUAAUUCGAAAAUAA